UGACUUUACUACCGGUGCCACCAAUGACUUUGGUAUUCCAGACUCUGAUGCAAAUUGGGUGACAGCGGGUCGUCGCCCACUAUCGUCGAUGUGUCCGACAAUAUUCACCGAUACUAACGGCUUACGACUCGUGAUCGGCGGAAGUGGUGGACCAAAGAUCACGACAGCCGUGGCGUCCGUCUCAAUGAGGAACUUAUGGUUUGGCGAAAAUAUCAAACAAGCGAUCGAUAGCCAGAGACUACACCACCAGUUGUUUGCCGAUGAAAUCAUUUAUGAGAAACAAUUUCCCCAAAAUAUAUUGAAACAAUUGAAAGCAAAGGGACAUGUAGUGAAACAAUUGAGUGAAGGGGACAGGGGUGCCGUCAUUAUCGCCAUCAGUAAAGAGAACGGAAAACUGUACGCCAAUUCUGAUUAUAGGAAAGGCGGUGCAGUUGAAGGAGCUUAACCCC
Oppiella nova is the source of this 449-nucleotide messenger RNA. The record is from the annotation of a GenBank genome assembly. NCBI's taxonomy places the organism in Eukaryota, Metazoa, Arthropoda, Arachnida, Sarcoptiformes, Oppiidae.